AUGCUGAUAUUAUUUUUUGUUUUAUUAUUCAACAGUGGAAGCAUUAAGAUAGGCAGCGGAAAAUUUGUUUCGUUGGCUGCACAUUUGUCAACCAAAUACUGUGAGAAGGUGUGGAAUUUGUCAAGAUCACUUGAGCCAGUGGUUGAAGUAACAAAGCUUUCUAGACUGGAGGCUUGGCCUAAGAGCUUUGAGGCAUCAAGGCCCACUGAUGACAACAUUGCGUUGUAUUUAUUGCCCACCGAGAUGAGGCAAGAUGCAGACCUGGAUCAACUUGUUAAAGAAGUCGUGGAGAAUGAUAUGAUCCUACGAGCUAUUGUUGGUGAAGCUGAGAUGCUGAUAUUGCCAUCUAUUCUACUGCCUGAGCAACACCAAACUUUCCAAGGAAAACCCUACCUGUGGGCGGUAUUUAAACGCAGAAUAGUGGAAGAGGAACAACAUGGCAAAGGACGCUGUGCACAGGAGAAAGGAAAACAACAGGCUUCACAUUUCAGUGUGGGAGAAGGGUUAAACAUGGAAGCUGGACUUGAAGCUUCUGAGGAACCGGAGAUGCAAGGCAUGGAGGAGGAACAAAAUCCCAAGUUGGCUGGACCCAACGCGCCGAGUCCUACAACUGAAGCUCCUACCGUGGCUGCAGCUACAAUGUCUGCCAACCACUGUCAAGACCACCCAAACAUGGCUGCUCCUACAGGAGCAUUGUUUGGCUUUGUGGUUCAGCGAACUCCGCGACUCGAGCAACUCAUCCAAGAGAUGCAGCGCGAAGGUGCUGUGAUGGUUGCAAUGCAAGGGCAGAUGAUAGGGCCAGGUCUUGGCAUGGGCAGGCAGUAGCAACAGGAUUGAGAGGAGGACGAUAUGGCAUGGAGGCUGUUAUCGUCCAAGUGGCUAGGCAAGGAAGCUGACUUGGACCCGAGCCUUUGUGUGCACCAUCGCCUGUGCGUGUUUGGAGGAACCCCACUCGUAAGGUUCAGUCUUCUGCAACCUGGUAUUCUAGUUAGAGGUUUAGUUUGGUGUUGGCUAAAAUGCAUUUAAAAGUUAUCAUGUCAGCGCAUGUGUUCUCAGAUGCAUUUUGUUCUUCAGUAUAGUUCUGCUUGCAUCUCCUGCCGUGCUUUUGUCGAACAAGCUUUGGCCUAGUUGCUUUUUGCUUGUAGCAUCGAUUUUGUUUUUUCAUUGUAAUCUGUACUCUCAAUCCAUGCGUUCCUGUAACACUGGCACUG
Molecule: messenger RNA, 1211 nt
Organism: Triticum dicoccoides
Lineage: Eukaryota; Viridiplantae; Streptophyta; Magnoliopsida; Poales; Poaceae
Exons: 3
Coding region: 1-825 (274 amino acids)
Biological process (GO): negative regulation of transcription elongation by RNA polymerase II
Molecular function (GO): histone reader activity
Source: RefSeq, a predicted model, not a curated record